This is a messenger RNA of Cajanus cajan (pigeon pea), 2763 nucleotides long. Its product is annotated as U-box domain-containing protein 4. The record is from RefSeq and is a predicted model, not a curated record. Lineage: Eukaryota; Viridiplantae; Streptophyta; Magnoliopsida; Fabales; Fabaceae. Gene Ontology annotation, biological process: protein ubiquitination. Gene Ontology annotation, molecular function: ubiquitin-protein transferase activity; protein binding.
GAAGUUGCCCAAAAUUUCACAUUUAUUUGAGAAUCACCACUGUGGCUUUACAGCUUCUCCCAUUCCAACGGUGGCCGGAAAACCUAUUUGAGCGGCGGUGACAGCCAUUUUUCCCCCCUUUCUCUAACAAACACCUGGGACCCAUAUACCACUUCACCUCUUUCUGUGCAGUUGUUAUGGAGAUAUCUUUGUUAAAGGUGCUAUCUGAUGCAAUAUCCUCAUUUUUGCAUUUAUCGUUUUCUGAAAAAAUGAAGUCAGAACCUGUAUCAAAGUAUUACCAGAAGGCAGAGAAAACGCUUAAGUUGUUGAAGCCGAUUAUUGAUACAACUAUUUUUUCUGAUUUAGCUUCUAACGAAGUGCUUGGUAAGCUAUUUGAGAAACUUGGUGUGGCUGUUGAUGAGUUGAAGGAGCUUAUUAUGAGCUGGCAUCCAUUAUCUAGCAAAUUUUACUUUGUUAUUCAAGUUGAUCCCUUGGUAUCAAUAAUUCAGACUUUGGGACUUGGCACUUUACAGCAGCUGAGUGCUUCACCGGAAUGUCUUCCUGAUAAUUUGGGAAAUGAAAAAUCAUCAACCAUUAAAGAAGCUAUUAUGGAACAACUGGAAGGUGUAGGACAAAGUUUGGAGGUCCUGGAAAACAUUGCUGAGAACCUAGGUCUAAGGUCUAAUCAAGAGGUCCUGAUUGAGGUUGUGGCCCUUGAAAAGUUGAAGGAGAAUGCUGAACAAAUUGAAAAUACUGCAGAAGCUGAAUAUAUUGAUCAAAUGAUCUCAGUUGUAUAUCGUAUGCAUGAGCAUCUUGUUACGCUUAAGCAAGCUCAGAACUCUAUCCAAGUGAAAGUACCUGCUGAUUUUUGCUGUCCUCUCUCUUUGGAGUUGAUGACAGAUCCAGUCAUUGUGGCAUCAGGGCAAACAUAUGAGCGCGCUUUCAUCAAGAACUGGAUUGAUUUAGGACUCAAUGUUUGUCCAAAGACACGUCAGACUCUGGUUCACACCAAUCUAAUACCUAACUACACUGUAAAGGCAUUAAUUGCUAAUUGGUGCGAAUUGAAUGAUGUGAAACCUAUUGAUCCCAUUAAGUCCAAAAACAUAAACCUACCAUCUCCCUCUCAUGGGUCUAUGGAGUCUGGUUUGGUCAAGGAUUCGUCUGUUAUAACUAGUGGUGAAAUCCACCAAGAACGAGCUUCGACAUUGCAUUCUUCUUCAACUCUAGGUGGUUCCUUAAAUGGCAUGGUUAAUGGGCAGCAUGUGGAUCUUGAAAGAAUAUCACCCACAUGUUCAGAUGAUGGCUUUGUCAGCUCAGAUGAAGGGAGUGUAGAUUCAGUUGACCAAUCAUUAAUGUCACCAUCUAGAAGGGAAUCCUGCAAUGCCUUUAGCUCAGAACAAUCUCAAAAUGAUGACAGAACUACUUCUGAUAACAACAAUGAUCCUCUGCUGUCAACCAAUCUAGAUACUUCUGGGGAAUUAAAUUCAGGGCCAGAUGCUGUUGCAAUGCCAACUCGGCAUAGAGAACCUGAGUUUUCACCCCAGUUGGCAGUGCCAAGGUCUCAAAGCCACACUGUGUGGCAACGGUCAUCUGAGUGGUUUGUUCCUAGGAUAGUGUCUACACCUCUUGAAACAAGAGCUGAUCUUUCUGCUACCGAAACCCUGGUUCAGGAAUUAGUGGAGCAGUUAAGGAGUGACUCUCUUGAUGCUAAGCGAGAGGCGACAGCAGAACUUCGCCUUCUUGCUAAGCACAAUAUGGAUAACCGAAUUGUGAUUUCCAAUUGUGGAGCCAUUAGCUUAUUAAUUGAUUUACUUGAAUCAGCUGAUACUACUGUCCAGGAAAAUUGUGUUACAGCACUGCUUAACUUAUCAAUCAAUGAUAACAACAAAGCAGCUAUUGCAAAUGCCGGUGCAAUUGAACCUUUGAUUCAUGUCCUAAAGACAGGGAGUUCAGAAGCCAAGGAGAAUUCAGCUGCCACUCUUUUCAGCCUAUCAGUUACUGAGGAAAACAAGAUCAGGAUAGGGAGGUCUGGGGCAAUUGAACCACUAGUUGAGUUAUUAGGGACUGGAACCCCUAGGGGGAAGAAAGAUGCAGCCACUGCUUUGUUUAAUCUGUCGAUAUCUCACGAAAACAAGGAUCGGAUUGUGCAAGCCGGUGCUGUGAAACACCUUGUGGAGCUAAUGGACCCUGCAGCUGGAAUGGUUGAUAAGGCAGUGGCUGUUUUAGCAAAUCUUGCUACAAUAGCACAAGGGAAAACAGAAAUUGGUCAGCAAGGUGGAAUUCCUGUUCUGGUCGAGGUUAUUGAGCUGGGUUCCACUAGAGGGAAGGAGAAUGCAGCGGCGGCUCUUCUUCAUCUAUGCUCAGACAAUCACAGAUAUUUAAACACGGUGCUCCAAGAAGGAGCUGUGCCACCUUUAGUAGCAUUGUCACAAUCAGGCACCCCAAGGGCCAAAGAAAAGGCCCUGGCUCUCCUUAAUCAAUUUAGAAGCCAGAGACAUGGUAGGGCUGGGAGGGGUUGAUUUCAAUUUUCCAACCUCGUGAGCCAUCCAAUGGUUUUGAAUCAACUCUUACAAAACAUCUCUGAUUUAUACGUUGCCUUAUGCACAUAAUAUGCAUAAAGGCAUUUUGUUUGUUGUUUACACGUGCUUGUAAAGGGGGAGAAUAUGUAUGGAGGAGGAGCAUUUGUGUACUCAUGUGACACACCUCUCUUUGAUGGAAGAAAAAUUAUGCAUGCAAGUCUAACUUUUGAAGUUUUGACGAGUGACUUCUAUCUUUUCUGUACUA